AUGUCCGUACCGCUACCAGGCACGACGAUCACACGAGUAGCCGUGAUAUUUGAUCAAGCGUCGUCGGAUACGCCUAACUCGCCCAGAAAUGCAGUUGUUGCCGAUGAAGCCUUCUACAAAGCAAUCCAAGACGUCUCCCUGCCUUAUCUUGAUGAAAUCAAAGGUUCCACAAUACCAGGAAAUGAACACGUAGUCUUUGCAGAGCUUACACAGAAGUACGAAGAACGUUUUAUGCGCAGCAUGAGAGAUCUAGGUCUAGACGAGGUGACGCAGGUCACUGAAUACGACCCAAGUAUCGUGGAAUACGUUGAGGAGAUUGUCGCAAAUGAAUUCGCCUACGCUCCUUCAGAUGGGUCCGUAUUUCAAAGCCAGUCAUUCGCCGGGAGCCAUGGAACCGAAACAAUCAACCUUUGCAUAGAGAUGGGGAACCAGCUUUAUCUCAUUCGUUUGAGAAAAGGUCACCUGAUGACUUUGUCUCUGGAAGGUGUCACGCCUAGCCCUAGACAACCUAGUUGGCCGAGCCGUGGUAAAAGAGAGCACACGAGGCUUGGCUACUGA
Molecule: messenger RNA, 558 nt
Organism: Aspergillus nomiae NRRL 13137
Lineage: Eukaryota; Fungi; Ascomycota; Eurotiomycetes; Eurotiales; Aspergillaceae
Exons: 1
Coding region: 1-558 (185 amino acids)
Source: RefSeq, a predicted model, not a curated record